UUUUAUUAAAUAGGAACUAGUUUUAGAGUAACGCUACAUAUACAAACUAUUCCCUACAAACUGAUGUUGUAAUCCUGCAUGUUUGACAUAUCAUCUAUUCUAAUUAUUUAGCUUGGGAACUAUUGACAAGAUGAUAUAUUAGAAAGAUUAGGGCAGCUUCAUGUAGAAGCAUUCCAGCCAAUAGACGAAUAGGCCUCUAAUAAAUAUAGCAGAAAGAAAAAGGUUACUUAGUAAUGCAAAGAGCAAACCUCUAACUGCCUUUUUAAGGCGGUUAAUAAAAACAAUAAUAUAUGUGGUUUGCCAAAUGAGGGAAAAAUCCAAAAGAAUUUAAAAACCCUAGACUGUCCCUAAACUAGUAUUUAUAACACCCAUGAGGACCUCAGGGGUAUUCCGGAUCAGCCUCUGCCUCUCUCUGCGUUGUGUACUUUGUCUCUCACAAUAUAGGAAAAAAAAAAAAAAACCAUGAUCUUCCCAACCCACCUUCUUUCUCUGCCUUUCUAAAUUGAGAGUGUGAGACACAUAGGGAGCGACAUGAGGGGUAGAUCUUCAAAGCAAGAAAGCAAAGAAGGAAUGGAAAUUGACAGCAAGCUUAGUAAUAGUAAGCUCAAAGAUGAGCCUCAUCUCUCUGGUGCUUAUAUCCGUAACCUUGUGAAACAACUGACCUCAUCAAGAACCAAAGACCCCAUGAACCCUAAAGACCCUGAUUGUGUUGAUGGUGAUCAGAGUGUCUCUGCCCAAAAUUUAACCAAAUUCGAUGAAGGGUUUAGUGAAACCCCGCAGAACCAGCAACCCCAACAGCCGCAACAACAUAAAAAACAAGUUAGGAGGAGACUCCACACCAGUAGGCCAUACCAAGAAAGGCUUCUAAACAUGGCUGAGGCUAGGAGAGAAAUUGUCACUGCACUCAAGUUCCAUAGGGCAGCUAUGAAACAGGCCAGUGAGCAACAACAACUAGAGCAACAACAAAAAAAACAAUCACAACCUUUACAACUAACACCUCAAUCAUGUUUUGAACAGGAAGGCAAGAUAAAGUCUAGGAGAAAUCCUAGAAUAUACCCAUCAAACACUUCCAAUUUCUCUAAUUAUUUAGACAAUCUUUCAUAUUCAUCUUUCUCUAAUUGUCCUCCUCCUCCUCCUCCUCCUCCUUUUCCUUAUUCUUGGCCCGUUUCUCAAGCACCUCCCCAGCCGUUUCCCGAAACCCUCAAUUUUACUCUUCCAAACCAAACCUUAGGCCUAAACCUCAAUCUUCAUGAUUUCAACAACUUAGAUACCUCUCUUUACCACAGCAGCAACAACCCAUCAAUCUACUCUUCCGCAUCUCCAUCAUCGUCUUCUUCUCCUACUCUUUCAUUUGCUACUGAAGAACUUCCUUCAGUUGCUAUAUCACAUGACUUUGGGGGGCCAUCUGCCGUUUCAGAUGUUUUCGAAUUCUGUGGUACUGGAACCGGCCUACAUCCAGCUAUGGAUGAUGAGAGAAUGGCCGAGAUCAGAUCAAUAGGAGAGCAACAUCAGAUAGAGUGGAAUGAUACUAUGAAUUUUAUGACAUCAGCUUGGUGGUUCAAGUUCUUGAAGACCAUGGAACUUGAACCUGAAGAAAUGAAGACAGAGGAUGAUGGUUUCCAUCCGUUCGAUGAAGUCAUGGAAUUUCCAUCCUGGUUGAAUGCAAAUGAGAGCUGCUUGCAGCAUCUCAGUGACAACUACACAGAUGACUACCUUCAAGAUCCGGCCUUGCCUCACAUGGAUAUUGGAGAAUUUGAAGGAAUGGACAGCGAGUGGCUAUCUUGACAAGGAUUGAUUAUUUUUUGUCAAUAAAAUCUUUGUCUUCCCUU
This is a messenger RNA of Pistacia vera, 1829 nucleotides long. RefSeq names its product homeobox protein prospero. The transcript has 2 exons. Lineage: Eukaryota; Viridiplantae; Streptophyta; Magnoliopsida; Sapindales; Anacardiaceae. The record is from RefSeq and is a predicted model, not a curated record. Bases 532 to 1785 code for a protein of 417 amino acids.